Callorhinus ursinus (northern fur seal) is the source of this 4184-nucleotide messenger RNA. RefSeq names its product egl-9 family hypoxia inducible factor 1 (gene EGLN1). The record is from RefSeq and is a predicted model, not a curated record. Gene Ontology annotation, biological process: peptidyl-proline hydroxylation to 4-hydroxy-L-proline; cellular response to hypoxia. Gene Ontology annotation, molecular function: L-ascorbic acid binding; peptidyl-proline 4-dioxygenase activity; ferrous iron binding. Lineage: Eukaryota; Metazoa; Chordata; Mammalia; Carnivora; Otariidae. Gene Ontology annotation, cellular component: nucleus; cytoplasm.
GCAGAGCGCGCAGAGCGAGUGGCGCCCGCACGCCCUGCGCUCCUCCACAGGCCGGGCCGGGCAGCCCCGGACGUAGAGGCGGCGGCGGCGGCGGCCGAGGCGGCGGGUCUCGCGCGCCGGGGCCCGCGUGCCCGAGCGGAGGUCGCCGUCCGCCGCGCAGGCCGCGGUCCCUCAGCUCGCGGCAGCGAUGAGGCGCUGAGGCGGCCGCCGGCGCUGCGCGGCCGGACCCGAGGACGAGGAAGCGGCCGGGCCGAGGGCGCCGGGCGCCGGCCUCCCUCAGGCGGGGAGUGGCGGGUGCAUGGCGCAGUGACGGCCUCUGUCGCUCCUCCCGCUCCCCGGCCCCGGGCGAGGCCCUCCGGCCGCCACCCCUCCUGCUCGGCUGCCGCCUCCAGCGCCGCCGCCGCCGCCGCCAUGGCUAAUGACAGCGGCGGGCCCGGCGGGCCGAGCCCGAGCGAGCGAGACCGGCAGUACUGCGAGCUGUGCGGGAAGAUGGAGAACCUGCUGCGCUGCAGCCGCUGCCGCAGCUCCUUCUACUGCAGCAAGGAGCACCAGCGCCAGGACUGGAAGAAGCACAAGCUAGUGUGCCAGGGCGGCGAGGGCGCCCCCGGCCACGGAGCGGGCCAGCACCGGCACCCCGGCCCCGCGCCGGCCGCCUCCGCGCCGCCGCCCAAGGCCGGCGGGGCCGGGGCCAGGGAGGCCAGGAAGGCAGCGCCGCGCCGGGACAGCGCCGCCGCCGCCGCCGCCGAGAAUGCGGGCCCGCGGGCUGCCGGGGACGCGGCCAAGGCAAAGGCCAAGCCCGCGGCCGACCCCGCGGCGGCCGCCUCCCCGCCUCGCGCGGCUGCCGGCGGCCAGGGCCAGGCGGCGGCGGCCGAGGCGGAGCCCGCGAAGGAGGAGGACCCGGAGAAGACGAACCUGUACCCGCCGAGCAACACGCCGGGCGAGGGGCUGAGCCACGGCGGCGGCCUGCGGCCCAACGGGCAGACGAAGCCGCUGCCCGCGCUGAAGCUGGCGCUGGAGUACAUCGUGCCGUGCAUGAACAAGCACGGCAUCUGUGUGGUGGACGACUUCCUGGGCAAGGAGACCGGGCAGCAGAUCGGCGACGAGGUGCGCGCCCUGCACGACACCGGCAAGUUCACGGACGGCCAGCUGGUCAGCCAGAAGAGCGACUCGUCCAAGGACAUCCGAGGCGAUAAGAUCACCUGGAUCGAGGGCAAGGAGCCCGGCUGCGAAACCAUCGGGCUGCUCAUGAGCAGUAUGGACGACCUGAUCCGCCACUGUAACGGGAAGCUGGGCAACUACAAAAUCAAUGGCCGGACGAAAGCCAUGGUUGCUUGUUAUCCAGGCAAUGGAACGGGUUAUGUACGUCAUGUUGAUAAUCCAAAUGGAGAUGGAAGAUGUGUGACGUGUAUAUAUUAUCUUAAUAAAGACUGGGAUGCCAAGGUAAGUGGAGGUAUACUUCGAAUUUUUCCAGAAGGCAAAGCCCAGUUUGCUGACAUUGAACCCAAAUUUGAUAGACUGCUGUUUUUCUGGUCUGACCGUCGCAACCCUCAUGAAGUACAACCAGCAUAUUCUACAAGGUACGCAAUAACUGUUUGGUAUUUUGAUGCAGAUGAGAGAGCACGAGCUAAAGUAAAAUAUCUAACAGGUGAAAAAGGUGUGAGGGUUGAACUCAAUAAGCCUUCUGAUUCCAUCAGUAAAGACGUCUUAUAGAGCCUUUGAUCCAGCAAUACCCCACUUCACCUACAAUAAUUGUUGACGCUCUUUGUUAACUUGUGAAUACGAAUAAAUGGGAUAAAGGAAAAUAGACAACCAGUUGGCAUUUUUAUAAGGAAACAAACAACUUUGUCGUGUUGCAUCAGAAAGAAGAUUUUGACUGUGUGACUUUGUACUGCAUGAUUGACUCCAAACCUGUGAUUGCUCACGGGAAGAAUAUAAGCUACCAGCAGAAAAUGGGGUUGACAUCUGGACGUGAAAUAAGUGCCCUAGGUAGAAGUUUUUCAUUCUUAUAUUUUGCCAGAUCUGUCAUCUAGAUGAGUUCAUUUCAUCUCUCCCUUUUUUAUAUAGUCAAGUUUGAAUUUGAAGUAAUUUUUGUAUGAUCAGGUACAAUACAUCAAAACUGCAUUGAGAAAAAAUUACAGUAUUACUCCCCCAAAUAGCAUCAAUCUAUUUUUGUAAACUUCUUCGUACUAUUAAAUUUUGCCCUAAAAAAGACCUCUUAUCAUGAUUGUUGCCAGUGACUGAUGAUUACUUUCAUUUCCUUUUUACUUACCAUAAGAAAAGGAGCACUUUAAUCGCCAACUUAAAACUCAGAUUGUUUUGUAGUCCUGUCUUUUACACUAAUUUGAGCUCUUAAAGAUUGCUGCUGUCGUGUUUUUGACAUUGUUCAUAACGAAAUAUUAACAGUAAAACCAUCACCGUUUACUACCAGUAACUUUCGGUUCAUGUUUUAUAAGAAAAAAAAUACCCAGGUUUUAUUCUUUUAAGUUAGUAUUUUUAAAAGACUAAAGUGACUGGCACUAAAUGAACUUGAGUUUGUCCUCAGCAUCAAGUUCCCAAGACAAAGGGCUCUCUCAUGCUUUCAGGUAUAUCCUGUAGAUGUAGAAGGUGACAACGUCCCCUUCCUAAGACUUUUCCUUUUGCUUCCUGUCACGUUGAUCGUACUUCCAAUUUUGCUGUUACGUUUUCUUCCUACUCCUGUGACGCAUGUGGUCUGCAGUGGAGAACCUGGCUUCUGUUGGCUAGCUUCAGGGGGGGACUGAGCGCCGGGGCUGAGCCGCGUUGGUAAUAGACCGAACGUUAGCGAAUCCUCGGACCCGAGCCAGGGCAGGCAUUCCUCAGGCACGAUGCUUGUCUCUUUGUCAGUACUGAAAGCUGGACGUUUAGCUUAAAAACACAAAAGAAGUGGAAAACCAGGUAGCUUUAUUAUUCUGUUCUGUUCUGUGACUUUUACUUUUCAGAAAAAAAGAGGGACUAUUAACACUAUCACACAAGGCCUCCCAGACUUCUGUUUUUUGAUGUAUGAACUGGGAAGGAUGUCUAGGACUUUGUUUUCCUGGGCUGAUCUCUAGCAGAGCCCAAAGGGUGGUAUCCAUGUUUAGCAUGAAUUAUGGGUCUAGACCUUGCCCACUUCAGUUUUCUAUCUCUGUCCUUGAUCUUUGCCAAAAUGUGUGUACAGAAAUACUUCUGUAUAUUUCAACUCAUGACAGUUUUAGCAUCUGUAUAGUUUGUAUUCAAUUAGAGACCUUUUCUAUGGAAAGCUCAGUAAUUUUUAUUAAAAGAUUGCUAUUGUUCAUGUAAAACAUGAAAAAAAAAUUGUUUAGUGAAACUGACAGCGUGGACUUAGGGCGGGAUGAAAGAUUCAGUAUCGUGAACUCACUUAGGAGAACUUGCGGGAGAAAAUUCGAGUUUAUUGUUGUCUUUCCUGCCCCUGCUCGGUUUUGUUCUCCUUCCUCUUCUGUGUUCCAGACAAUGCAAUGUAAACCUCUCUCUAGUCAGUGCCUCUGCCGGCCGGACCUGGGGGUGCAAGGUGUCUCUGCCCUCUGGUCUGUGGUGCGGCGUGCUGCGCUGGGCCCCCACUCGAAAGUGCUGUCGUUUUUAGGUCUAGUAGAAAUUGUGUUCUGUUCCGGGGGGGCGGUUUGUGUGCUUGCCAGGGUGGGACUGCAACAGCCUUUCCUUCUGGGAGCCCCUGUGUCAUUCACGUGUGUAUCUCUGCAGUUGUGCGAAGUGUCAGAUUCUUCUGUCUGUGUGUGUGCUUUCCAGGCAGGUCUUAAAAUUUGUAUUUUUCAGAAAAUUGUAACAAAUUUCUUGGAGAUGAUUGUGAAAGGAUCAGGAAAUCCAGGAUAGCCAUUUCUUUAGUAUCCAUUUAAAAUCUGUUCGUUUCAUGUUAGUGGGACUGUUAACCUGUCACCAAGCAGGACUCUAUUUAAAACAAAAUUUAAAACUACUCGUGGCCUAUAUGUGUUUAAUCCUGGUUAAAGAUAAAGCUUCUAAUGCUGUUUUUCAUUCAACACAUUAACCAGCUGUAAAACACAGACCUUUAUCAACAGCAGGCAAAGAAUUUCAGGAUUCAUACGCAGAAGGUAAAGUCAUGUAAUUUGAAAAGCAGUGUUUCAUUAUGAAAGAGCUCUCAAGUUGCUUGUAAAGCUAAUCUAAUUAAAAAGAUGUAUAAAUGAUCUUGAAAAAUU